Messenger RNA from Pocillopora meandrina, 6568 nucleotides. The record is from the annotation of a GenBank genome assembly. Lineage: Eukaryota; Metazoa; Cnidaria; Anthozoa; Scleractinia; Pocilloporidae.
AUGUCUAUGUUUCAUCGAAAGAGCCACUCUUUAGAAGAGUUCGAUGGUGUUGUUAGUCGUUCCUCCGUAGACGAAACCAGUUAUCAUUACUCAGGAUCAACUUCGUUCAGAAGAAAAAUGAAAUCUGUCCGUGGGAUGCGAUUCCGUCCGGUUUUCCCAGCGAUAAUUGGAGUUAGCUUAGGAUUUGCGUUAUCAAUGUUCUAUAUUCCUGUUGUGGAACAGCAAUGUUUGUACGAUUUAGAAGAGUCACAAGUUUUGAUUUUGGGUCGCCAACAACCUGGUAUGUCUGACACGAGUGAAAAGCGAACUGAAGAAUCAAAGCCGGUUGUUCACAACGCAGUACCGCCGAAAGUCACACACUUUAGUUAUGGGUUACGGCCAUUUUACGUUGCUAGCGAACUCGGCCAUAGAGAUAAAUUACUUGUUGGUAUUCUAACUACUGAGGAAAAUAUUGACUCGCUGGUGCUUGCUGUGAAUAACACAUGGGGGCCUUUACUACCAAAAAUUAUAUUCUUCACUCCGUUCUCGAGAGAUGUUGACUUUUCGGAAAAAUACAACAAAGUGUUGGGUCUACCAAUAGUUCAACUUGCCGACGUGGAAGAUGAGAAUUUUUCCAAAACAAAAUUGUCUUUUAAAAUGUUGAAAUACAUGUACGAUCAUUAUGCUAACAAUUAUGAAUGGUUUAUGCGUGUCGAAGACUCCAUGUAUCUAAAACCAGAGAAACUUCUCGAGUUGCUCAAUAGCGUGAACAGUUCAAAGGAUGUUUAUCUUGGCCGUCCAGGAUCAUACAGGGCGAAGGGAGGAGACAAUGGAGAUGAUAAUUUGUACUCUAAUGAUAAGUAUUGUUAUGGUGGUACAGGAAUUGCUCUUUCAAGAAGUGCUUUGAUGAAACUUUCCCCUCAUUUGGAAAACUGCCUAGAGAACGCAUUGACGGAACAAGAAGACGUAGAGCUCGGCCGAUGCCUUUUGGAGAAUGUCCAAUUGCAGUGCACAUGGAGUUAUGAGGUGGAAAGACGUUGUAGUUAAUUAAUGUUUUCGAUUGUGUCGUGUUUGCCUGAUCGGGGCUAUAAAUUGAUUAUAUUUAAUGGUGAUAAUUGAUUCUUGGGAUUUAAUUAACAUCAACCAUUAUUUCUAUGGUGAUGGGUUAGGGAUCAUUUCACUUCCUGUUACCUAAAAAAAUAGAGGGUACAUCGAUGGAUGACAAACUUUACCUCACUGAGGGCAUUUUUCUUUUUGGAAAAUGUUCAACUUAAUCAAAGUCACUGUUACACUGCUACACUGUUUGGCAACCUAAAAUCGGAAAUUGGUCAUAGAGAUAAAAAUGGAGCGGAAAUUCUUAAAUGGACAGCACUUUUGCAAUAUUACACGACCUACGUUGCCGUCAAAACCGCCAAGGCUAAUGAGAAACAAGGAAGUCAUAGCCAUAUUUUUUAUACAACUGGUUAUUGUAUUGAAACUUAAGGCUAUAAACAUUAGGUUGUAAAAACAUUCUAUCUUGUUGCAUGAUCACAGGACCUGCCAAAUUGGCAACUUUCACUAGGAAUUUAGGCCAUUUUUGGUACUUGAGACAACUUAACCUAACAACCCUGUUGGCAAGCCAAAGUGUUUAUAUGAGAAAAAUUUGUCAUGCUUGAGAGGGUUACUCUUCCUACUUUGACAAGGAAAGACACCUUCACAUGUCACCUUGCCUCCUGAGGCACAUUUUCCAUUUUCAUUCAAACAGUUAGUUGAAUUUUUCAAUGAACUAAGUCAAAAGUUUGCUCCACUAGGGUAAUUUGAAGGAAGGUUUUGAUUCUAUGAAAAUUUUGUUUAAAGAGAUCUACCAAAUUCUUUUGUCAAUGUUGAUUUGGUUUUUUUCAGUGUUUUGAUUAUCAAAAUAAUUCUUUGUUUCUUUGAUUGUAGUCAACCUUCAAAAUCAUCUCAGGGUAGGAAGUUGUUUGGUGGAUAUUUUUUGUCAUUCCGCACUUUAAAAUAUACAAGUUGACACUUGAUCGACAUGCAGAGUAUUCUAAAUGACUGAAGAGGAUCAAUUUUUAAAGCAUUUUAUUUUGCAGGAUGUUUCCUCUGUGGGAAUAUAUCUUUGCCAAUAUAGGACAAUCUGCAAAAUUUGUAGAUUGUACCAAAAACCUACAAGAGUCUCACACUAUGUAGAAGUUUGACUGUGUUUUAUGCUUUUUUUUAGGCAGAAGAUCUCUUUUAUCAUUUCCCCAAAGACACUGGUGAAACCAAGAUCAUAAAUCUCAUCAAAGAAAGGAGAAUGGCUCGUACCAUCUCCCUGCAUCCCGUCAGCAAUCCACUCCUCAUGUAUAAAAUUCAUCGCUACUUCGCUGAGCUAGAGCUGAACAAAACAUUUGUUGAAACAAGAACUCUUCAGAAUGCAAUUAAAGAUAUGCUACCAUAUUUACCAAAAGGUAAGUUAUCAAUAAACAUUUGUGUUCCUGGAAAGCUGAAUGAUUUAAAUACUGUAAUGAAGAUCUUGCUACAAGUUAUUUGCAAAUGAAAGCUUUGGUAGAAAAUGGCCAUAUAUAAUUUUUGUUGCCCAGUUUUACUUUUUUUCAGGUGGGAACUAAGUUUUUCAAGAAUGACUUGUCUGGAUAUAAAAAUAAUUUUUUUUCUUUUUUUUUCCCAUAAAAUUUAAUAUUAUAUUUUUAAGGAAUAACUUUUGCAGAAAGGCACUGUUUUACAAACUUUUGUUUGUAUUAAACAAUUUUUCCAAGGGUAAUUACGUAACCAAUUUCAAAGCCAUGUUAUUUGGAAUUCAAUAAAUGAAGAUAUGAAAAGUUCAAUAUCAUCCUCUUUCAAGUGCAGAUUAAAAGCAGCACCAUCUUACCAACAGUUCUUAGUUCAUUAUCUGUAUGUUUGUAGCAGUAUGUCUUCUGACUUCUAUCUUUCACCCUUUAAAUAUAUCUUGGUUGCAAUAUGUGAGAAAUAUAUCAAGAUGUGUUUGUUAUUAACUUUAUUUGGGUGCAUUACAGUUUGCUAGUAUUGUACAAUCUCUGUAUUUGCUCUCACUUUGACAGUAGCUCUGAAAAACAAUAAUAGUAUUAGGUAAUAGGAGAAGAGUCGUUAACAAUAUUACUUUCCAGCUGUCAAAUGUCUGAGGGACCAGUAUUCUUAAGAAUUUGUAUUCCUGUGAAAAUACAGGUAUAUGGAAAUGGUAUUGAUUUCAUGGAAGGAAGCAAAAAUGUGUUAAAAGUCUUUGACUUUUGCCUUGCAGCUAUUUUCCUGUUGAAUUAUGGGAAAUCUCUUUUUUUUCCACUUGAUUGUGUCAAAAUUUGAACACAAGCCUAGGAACAGAAUUGUUUAGAUCAUAUUGUGCUUGAAAAUCAAGUAUCUUCAUCAGAAGUUUUUCGAUAUCCAGCAAUAUUAUAUCUGUACUUUAAUCUUGAUAUGGAACUUAUCUUUUGGUAUGUGGUGUACAUGUGUUGUAAAAAUAAAUCAAUGAUAUUGGAUGGUUGUCACAAGUCAGGAAAGACAAAUUUCUUCAAGGUUAAGGAAAAGUCAGGCAAAAAGUGAAAUUUCAAGUGAAGUCAAAACUACAUAUUUGCUCCGUUGAGUGAAAAAUUUCAUAAAAGCAAACUUAGAAUGUGGGCCCAAUUUAACUAGAGUUUCGUGAGAUGAAGGAAAUCAUGAUAUUUGUGACGUGAUGAGAUACGUGAUACUCCAAAUUAGGAGACGGGGAGAACCUGCCAAGAUGAAAUUAGGCUAAAAUGCAAAUCAGGUGAAACUGGAUGAAUUUUUUUUGGAUGUUCAGGUGUUCCAGAAAAGAGACCAUCAUGGCCGAUUGGUUUCCGUCAGCCGUUUAAACCUCAGUCACGUUUCGAGGUGUUGCAAUGGGAAUAUUUCACAGAUACGUCAAGUUACGGAUUCACAGAGGUCAAUCCUAAGGUAAAUUUAGUAAACUGUAAGAUCCUUUAUUUUCUUUGUAUUUUCUCUCGAAAGUUCUGAUUGGUUGAUGAGAAAACUUACGCCACGUUUUCACCAAAUCUGAUUGAAAAAGUAAUUUGAACUCGCGCACUUUGGUGCCUCAUGACGCAGGUGUUUCAUUGUGUGUUGUAGAGGUUUCUUCUGAUUGAAAGUUGCUAUGGUUUCGCACGUGAUUAAAAACCGCUCUAAGCCGCUCCCUCUUCUUUCUAAAGGUACCUUUGCAGGGGGAUUACAAGAAAGACGUCGAGGACGUCAAAGAAACGGCCAUCAAAAUGUUGACACGAGAAUACUCUAACGUAAACAAGCAGUUCCUUCUGAUGAAUGGCUACCGACGAGUUGAUCCAAGAAGAGGAGCUGAGUACAUCCUGGAUAUUGGAAUCAAGCCUGGUGCUGCGGAGAACAGGGGAACUGGGAAAGAGGCAGAUAUGACAAUCAGGUGUGGUAAAAUACCCUACGCCAUAAACUCUCUAACAGGGAUCGGGAGCGGAGGGACUUUUUGAUAUCCUAGGGAUUUUAGAUGGGGGAUUUAUAAGUGAGGGGGAGGAUAAUUUGAGAGGAAGGGCUUUUAAAAGAAAUUCAGUUACUCAUGGAUACCAAAUUUUCUCUCAUUUGGUCAUUUUUAGAGGUAUUGUGACCUCAUUAAAUUCAUUGCUUUUUGAACAAUUUUUAUUCAGACGAGUUCAUCUUCUGAGGCCGUACACCAUGGUGGAAAAUAUCCUAAUGCCGACUUCUAUCGAGCAACGUGGAAUCCACCUCGUUCUUCCCGUCCUUCGGAACGACACCAAAAGAUUGGAUGACUUUUUUCAGAUCUAUCAGAAAGUUUGCUUACAGACUGGAGAAAAUGUGGUACUACUCACUGUAUUUGUGAAUGUUAGGGAGGCAGGCCAAGAGAAAAACAAAGGGGACAUAUUUGCUGAUGGAAAAGCGAUUAUUUCACGGUAAGUCGUAAACUACCGUCGUGUAGUCCAUUUAGUCAAUCGCUGAUCCACAAAGAGAGCCUCUUUGACACUUAUUACCAAUAAGUAGUACGCUGAAUUUGCGUGGCUUUAUAAUCUUUGGCUUAUCUAGGAUUCUGUUGCGCUAAAGCGAUUCAGCAAGUAGAGUGUUAGGAUUGCCCCUUCCUCCCCUUGACGGGGUGAUAGUCCAUUAAUGGUUAUCAUAUAUCCCACACCUCUCCACCCUUUAGCAGUUCGUAAAGUUUACCAGAAAGCUCGCCGAACCCAUAUCUCUCCAGGGUGGAAAGAGGCACUUUGAAAUUUAAGUGUCUUGCCCGAGAACACAGCGCAAUGACCCGGCCAGGGGUCGAACCCAGACCCCGCAACCAAGAGUCUAGCGCGCUAACCUACUCGUCUUCUUUAAAUGCAGGUACAAACAGAAAUACACUUGGGCGCAGUUGCCGUGGAUACAGAUUGGAGUCAAGUACAACUCCCUUACGUUGCUCAUGGACAUUGUUACCAUGAAGCUUCCAGCCAAUGCACUGAUCUUUCUCGCAGCUCUUGAAGUCGAGUUCAACGUAAAUUUUCUUAGCAGGUGCAGAGUGAAUGCACUUAGUGGUGAGCAGGUGAGUCAAAUUUCCGUCUCCUAUGAUCUAGGACCAUUACGGACGACAAUGUCUCCCAAAAUACCCAGGAGCAACCUCGACGUUGUUCCGAUAAUUUCCGACCAUCAAACGACCAGGCACGAAAAGGUUCCGAACAUACUAGGUUUUUUCCGACGAUCCACGAAAAUUCAACGUUUAAGUACGAAAUGUAUUCGGGAAUAUCAGGGAACAAGCUCGAUGUACUUCCGAUGCCAAGUAUAACUACCAGCAACGAACAUGUCUCCGAGAACACCAACGAGCAAGCCCGAAGUUUUUCCGAUAAGCUAAAACAACUAAGUUUCAACCUCUCUUCCUUUUUGUUUCUUAGGUAACGAUUCUUUAAAAAUUUACCCGAAGUUUUUUUUUCUAACUCUUUUAAUCUUUAGGUAUUCUUCCCCAUUCCCUUUGCGUAUUAUGAUCCAGCCAUUGUAUUCCGCCAAGCGAAGAUCCCGGAUGUAAUACCCGUUCAUAAGGACACGGGGCACUGGGCACCAGGACCGAGAAAAAUGGCUUGUUUCGAUAACAAAGACUAUAAAGACAUUCGGAUAAAUAGUGACAACUUCCUUAAAGAAGAAAAAUCACAAACAUUGCAAUUGAUGGAGGUAAAUUUCGACUAAUCCAUUUUUUAAGCAUUUCUUUUGCAGUUUUUAUAGUUAUUUAGUCAAACACGUUUUAGAGUUUGGUUAAAUUUUUGUGUUUUUGAACGAGGUCUCUUUAGUUUAAUUUAACCGUCGGUUUUCUUCACUAGGUGUUCGCUGCUAGUUCUUUACACGUGCUCCAAGCAGUCGACAUUGAUUUGAGGAAACGAUAUGAACAAGUAACAUGUGAUCCUCAUCUUGAAGAAGACGAAUACAACACGUGUUUGAAAUUCAAGGCAGAAGGCAUGGCUUCUCGCUCACAACUCGCUCUCCUAAUGUUUGAGAUGGAACAAAAGAGUCAGGGAAAUGGAGCCACAGAGUUUCAUCAGUUACGUUAGUCACACUCGUUAUCAAGUAGCCUCAUACGCCAAUUAGCACUUAAUGACUGGCGAAGCUGAGGGGAACAGUUAGAGUCGGGGGGGGG